ACUUGCAAGAUGGGACGGAAGCAACAGAAAGGCCAGGGCGGUCGCGGAGGAGGAAAGAGCAGUGGUCAAAGAAUUGAGCAUAAAGAAGCGUUUCAGCGCAUGAACUUUCUGUAUCAAGCUGCUGUUCUCAUGGCAUCCACACCUGUGGCGACAAGCAGAAACCAAGACUCCACCGCUUUAACAAGCGAACCAUCACCUAAUAUCAAACAGAACAAGUGCAAUACGAUAUCCGGACUCGGAAGGUUUUAUGCCCAUACUCUCCGUCAGGUUGAGCGAAAACUAGUUCUGAGAUCGCACCCUUAUGUGAAGCGAACCAUGUGCAAGUACUGUGAAGGUAUUCUCCUUUGUGGUGUAACAGCGUCCGUGAGAACUUCAGCUCGGGGAAAAAAUACGUUGAUCCAGACCGUCUGCAAAGAGUGUCAACAUGCAAAGUCGUUACCUGUCAUGCACAGUAAAGAACUGCACGCCGAACGGGCUGCUGUACAGGAUAUUGGCAAGUAGCAGUGGGAGAUACUUGGCCGGGCGGCAAACCCGUUGCACCAAUUUAUUUGCAAACUCCCAAAGUACAUGUAUACUACCUCUCCCUAGCCACGAUCCAUCAUGGAGGGACCAAACCGGCAAGAGCUGCAUGUCCCGGCGACGGAGACCUUGCUUACCCAUCUAGAGAUUUGUAAUGGAGAUAGUACGCGGAAAUGCCCAAAAGUGACUGUCGUGUUCGCAAGGGCUGGAAGUUUUCACCCUUCUGCCUUGAUUGCUGAAUCCAUCGGGAUUUUUGCGUGAUCGUCAUUAUCUUCACGUUGUCCUGAGUCAUUCCCACUGGCCAUUGCUGCCACAUUAUACAUCCUUUCGAUUCGGUCGUACUCGUGCUGCACUUCUUGCAGCAAUUUACGGGAUUGUGGGAUAAGUUUGAGGUGACCAGUUGGUGCUGGUGUCUUGAGGAGAGUUGCUAUGCAAGUAGCGUAUUAAUGUUUGCGUAGCGCACCACAACAACCUAAUUGUGCGGAGUAAAAAACAAACCUAAAUUUUCUUCGACAACCUUGAUCCGCUCGUCUACCCUUUCCAUUACCUCCCGCAUUUCUGCAAACUCAUCCUUUGGUCUCCACUUUCUCGCCGCCCGAUACUUCUGCAUAGACGUUAUAGCCGAUGGGGUAUGCAGUCGCGGCAACGGGUUCUGACCCUCGCCAGAAGCUGUGUCCAAUCCUGGAAUCAAGUCUGCGACCCUUUGUGCCCCUACUUCCUGUGUGGCUUCUUCAUUACCCCUCCAUCUCCCCAUACUCUUCUUCGGGGAAGUCAAUGCUGUAAUUUUGCGGUGCCUCUGUCCUUGUUUGCGGCUUGAGGAGAAUGUGUGAUGCUCGUACGGUUUCUCGAUGGCCCUCCAAUACGAACUCGGGCUCGUUAGGGCGUAUCGGAGGGCACGAAGGGAGGCUGAGAUCGUAUUUGGGAAUAGAUAACUGGUAUCUUCGUCCGGUUCUGAGUCAGCGGAGUCGGAGUAGUAUGGAGGGGAUGAAGUGGAUUGGGAGGAAAGAUGCGAUGAGCUGAAUGGCAGUUGUGGGUUACUGGUGCUUGUGAUAUGGACGCCGGUGAGAAAGGUGGGAUCUUUUGCUGAUGGAUCGUAGUGGAGAACGUGUUCGGAAGACUGGAAUUCUGGUGGGCAUUCUUCGACAUUGGACGAUCCGUCUGCCUCUUCACCCUGUUCCUCGUCACUCUCCUCAGGUCUUUCUUUUCUGACCGACAUUUCCGCCAGCUCCCCGAUGUCCGGUAUCCGCCCUCUCCUAAUAAUAUCCUUCACAUCUUCUUCUGUAUAUCUGUAUCCUCUCCGCAUCCUCCUCGUAGCAAAAGCGCUUAGGGGCGUGUGCACUUCGCUUACUGUGCGAGGGGCAACAUUGUGACCGGGCUGUAUGGCUGGUGGUGCAUUCUUGCGGUGAAUGUGUGAAAGAAAUGAUGAUGCCGAUGGUUUUUUUAUGAGGUUUUUUAGUUUGGCA
Molecule: messenger RNA, 1982 nt
Organism: Spizellomyces punctatus DAOM BR117
Lineage: Eukaryota; Fungi; Chytridiomycota; Chytridiomycetes; Spizellomycetales; Spizellomycetaceae
Exons: 2
Coding region: 10-501 (163 amino acids)
Biological process (GO): tRNA processing
Cellular component (GO): nucleolar ribonuclease P complex
Source: RefSeq, a predicted model, not a curated record